UAUCCAUCUCGAGAUGGAAGAACCAGUGUUUGAUAAAUUGACAUCUUUGUGCAAUACUCCAAAGGAUUCUGGGACAGCAGCUCCACAGGGGACUAGUUCAGGGAAACAGCCGCUGAGUGCAGCUCUGAGGGAGCGGUUAAGGAAAACAAGACGUUCAUUUAAUACUAAUUUUACAGUGGCAAAGCGGCUCAAAAUAGACACUGAAGAAGAUGACUGUGCUGAUGCUGACAAAGGGUGCCUGCCAAAGACAAGUACAGAUUGUUCCAGAUUACAAGAUGGUUCUGAAAACCUGGAAAGAAAUGGCACUGGACAUACAUGUUUCACAAGUUCCUUACAGGAAAAUGAUCUCUGUGGAUCAGCAGAGAAUUCUUCUGUGCUACAGGCUGAUCUUAGUCAGCAACAUUCCCUGGAAGAAAAAGUAAGGCUGGUAAAACAAGUGCAAGAGAAGGAAGAACUACUUCGAAGGCUCAAACUGGUUAAGAUGUACCGAUCUAAGAACAACCUGUCUGAACUGCAGGCUUUGAUAGUGAAAUGGAGAAGCAGUACACAGCUGAUGCUAUACGAACUACAGUCAGCCUUUUCUGCAGAUGGCAAGAAAGUGAGUCUCACUCAGCUGAUAGAUACUUUUGGAUUAGAAGACCAGUUAUUGCACUACAGCAGAACAGAAGAAGAUUUUGUAGAUGUGUAAUCAACAGGUGCAAAGCUUUCAAUUACACACAGGCAUAAGCAGAAAAGACUGAAUGAAUUCUGA
Molecule: messenger RNA, 751 nt
Organism: Nipponia nippon (crested ibis)
Lineage: Eukaryota; Metazoa; Chordata; Aves; Pelecaniformes; Threskiornithidae
Source: RefSeq, a predicted model, not a curated record